This is a messenger RNA of Camellia sinensis, 1568 nucleotides long. RefSeq lists its product as uncharacterized. The record is from RefSeq and is a predicted model, not a curated record. Lineage: Eukaryota; Viridiplantae; Streptophyta; Magnoliopsida; Ericales; Theaceae. Gene Ontology annotation, cellular component: chloroplast.
CGACCGGCACCUGGACAUUAUAACCGGCUGAGCAGGUCACCCAUAUAACGCCGGGCUCUGUCUGUGUCCUCCACACGUUCAUCAGAGCUCCUCCUCCUCCUCCUCUUACUCCUCCAAUCUUUGGUAUCUCCGGCGAAUACUCCAUACUCUCUCCGAUUAAAACUUCACAGGAAAAAGGAAGCAAUGGAUUUUUUCUUCAAAGGAAUGAAUGAGACAUCUGAGUGCCCCUUCAAUGAGCAAGACAUCCAAAGAUGUCCUUUUUUGAGGAACAUUAGCAAGCCCACCAGCUUCUCUUUCUCUUGUCUGAACAUCCCAACUCCCGUAAGGGGAGCCAACGGUCCAAUCUUUGAAGAUGGCCCCAAUUUUGAUACAGCUUUUAAGCUUUUUCAUGGGAAGGAUGGAGUAGUCCCACUCUCAGAGAGGCCUUUUUUUCAUGACAAAAGCUUGGAAACAAAGCCUGUGCCUCAGUUUAACCCUUUGGCUGCAAAAGCUGCUUCCAUCAGUUUGUCGGGAUUUGGAUCUGGGGGCCCAUUUGGCUUUGAUUUCUUCUCCAAGAAUUGGAAUAAUCAGAAAAAGAAAUCUGAGUCAUCCAAAAAGAGAAAGCAAUCUUCUCAGGGAGGAGAUUCAUCAAAACACGAGGCACUGGGAAAUGAGUGGCUAGAAACUGGGAACUGUCCGAUUGCCAAGUCUUACAGAGCUGUUAGCCACGUUCUUCCCCUUGUUGCAACAGCUCUUCAGCCGCCACCUGGCAUGAAGAUUAAAUGUCCUCCUGCUGUAGUUGCUGCCCGAGCUGCCCUUGCCCGGACUGCCCUCGUCAAGUCGCUUCGCCCCCAACCUCUCCCUGAAAAAAUCCUCAUAAUUGGAGUCUUGGGCAUGGCAGCUAACAUUCCUCUCGGCAUAUGGAGGGAACACACUCGGAAAUUCUCACUUUCGUGGUUUACAGCGGUGCACGCUUCCGUGCCCUUCAUAGCGAUGCUUAGGAAGUCUGUAUUGAUGCCCAAGAAUGCUAUGGUGUUGACAAUCGGAGCUUCUAUCCUUGGACAGGUCAUUGGCUCUAGGGCUGAGAGAUUCCGUCUGAAAGCUGUGGCUGAAAGAGAAAAGGCCACUCAUUCAGGUGCCAUUACAGGGUUUAGUUCAGGCUCAGGUGAUGGCAUUACGGGUGCUACUCAUUGUGGCACGGAAGGAAUGAUGUGGGACCCACUUCCAGUUAAGGCUUCUGGGCCCACAUCUUCAUCUGCCAACGUGUGCUUCUGAGUCUGUGAACUAGUAAGAAUAAAAGAAUGGCAAGAAUAAUGCCUAGGGGUAUUACAAACUGAGACUUUCAGCUUUAGUACUUCAAAUUAUGUUUCUUUUACUUUUUUUGUGACAAAAACUGUAAUACAGCCAUUUGGUAAUGGUGUUAAUGAAAACACUUCUCAAGUGGAAAAACUUUUCUGUGUCUAAAAUUUUUUAUGCAGAACAUGUUGCAUGAGUUUUCUGCUGAAGUUUAGCUCUUGAAUUGAAAGCAAGAUGUAAUGUUGGAAUAUAGAGAUGUCUUAGCUUUGCAGACUCUGCAUUAUUUUUCACUA